Molecule: messenger RNA, 1826 nt
Organism: Setaria italica (foxtail millet)
Lineage: Eukaryota; Viridiplantae; Streptophyta; Magnoliopsida; Poales; Poaceae
Exons: 1
Coding region: 1-1698 (565 amino acids)
Source: RefSeq, a predicted model, not a curated record
AUGGCCGCCGUCGCCGUCGACGCCGUCCCGGCAACCCAAGGCAGCAGCGCCACGGCCGCCGUGGCCGUCGUCACUGCUUCUGCCCUCGCCGGCGUCUCUGCCGUCGUCUGCAUCUCCGUGAGCGUGCCCGGGCUCCUGGGGUACUACUCCACGUUCGCCUUCUACCUGGCCACGUUCGCCCGCGGGGUGUGGCCAGAUCGCGUCGACGCCGUCCUGGGCCCGCUGGGCGCCUACGUGCGGCAGAAGGCGCUGCUCGCGCGCGCCGACCUCCGGCUCCUGCGCGCCCACCCCGCGACCGCGCCCGUCUGCGCCGGAGCCGAGGAGUGCGCGCGCCGCGCCCGCGCCGCCGUCGCCGGAUGGGCGGACGGCGCGAGGAGGAGGGUGGAGGCCAAGUGGAGAGAGCACAAGGACGCCGCCGGCGCGGCGUUGUUCGUGCUCCGCCUCGUCGGGUGCCUGGUCCGUCUAGCCGCGACCGCGCUGCUCGACGCGGCGUGCGAGCAAGCCAAGACCAAAGCCCCUUCGGUGCUGGGAUACUUGAGAAGCGUGAUUCACGGGAUCAGGUCGCCGACUUCGUCGUGCAAGAAAGGCGACGAGGCGGAGGCAGAGGAGGAGGACGAGGACGCCGGCUUCGUGUUCAGGGACGUCGUGUGCCUCAUCGGGAUCCCGUUCUACCUCCUGUUCAGCAUCCAGUUGAUCAAAAGAUCCAUCAACAUCAUCACCGGAAUGCAGUUCUACGGCGCGUGCUUGGCGACAACGUGUGGCUUGGCGGUGCUGGUAGCUGACUGGAUUGACCCCCCGGACGAUGACGAUUCCGACGAAGCCGACACUACCGGCGACAGUCCCGACGACGCGGCCGACACAGCUACGCCGGAGGAGGCAAAGCUACAUGCGGAGCUCGAAGUGCGCGGGUCUUGGCAGUUCAUGCGGGUUCUGAUCUUCAUCGCGUUCUGCGCCGACGCUUACCUCCUCCACGUCACGUUCGGCCCGCAGCCUCUAGCGCUCGCGCUCUUGGCCGUCUGCAACUUGGAAGUGCUCAACCUUGGCAGGGAAGUCCAGCUGACGCCGGACGACGACGGGGAGGGAGCCGAGGGACCGGCAGAAGGCGUGGGUGGUGCCGUCGACGAGUGGCGGUGUGGUGCAGUGACGGUGUUCGCGGCGUCCAGCGUCAAGGUCCUUAUCAUCUACCUCGUGCUCGACUUCUUCAUGGCCGCGCUAAGCUUCUUGUGGGUUUGCGCCAUGGCGGACCUCCUGCUGGCCGAAGAGGAAAGCCUCUUGGAGUUGUUGGAUGCCUCCGGCGACGACGAAGAUAGGGAGGAGAAUGCUGGUUCCGGCGAGGGCAUCGGUGGAGUUGUGGAAGAAGGGGCUGAUGAGGCCAGGGCAGAAGAGCAUACCGACACGAGCUCAUCAGAGGAUGAAGAGGAAGAUUAUACUCUGCAGGAGCACUGCGACAGUUCAGAAGUGCAUUCCAACACGACCUCAUUAGAGGAUGAAGAGGAAGAUGCUCUGGAGAAGCAGCAUUGCGAUAGUUCAGAAGAGCAUGAUGAGCAUCUCAAGGAGCAGCGAGAGGAAGAACCGGACUGCAGCGGAGGUGGCAGCAUGGACGACGGCUGGGACUUGGUAGAGGUCGACCCGGAGAUGCCGGUCAAAGAUGAGACUGGCGUCAACCGGAAGUCGUUCAGGCUUUUCCCAUGGAAGUAGGCGGGGUGAUAUCUAUUUGAACGACUGGUGAUAUUUUCUAGGUUAUGUUAGGGUUCUUUAUAUCAAACUUUUAGAGAGUUUUUUUUAGCUAGAACUGGAAUUGGAGAAAAAAACAUUUUCUUUUUGCA